This is a messenger RNA of Apis laboriosa (Himalayan honeybee), 1061 nucleotides long. Its product is annotated as L-lactate dehydrogenase A-like 6A. Gene Ontology annotation, molecular function: oxidoreductase activity, acting on the CH-OH group of donors, NAD or NADP as acceptor. The record is from RefSeq and is a predicted model, not a curated record. The coding region runs from base 4 to 1050 and encodes 348 amino acids. Lineage: Eukaryota; Metazoa; Arthropoda; Insecta; Hymenoptera; Apidae. Gene Ontology annotation, biological process: carboxylic acid metabolic process. The transcript is spliced from 6 exons.
ACCAUGUCCGUGCCCAAAAAGAAGUUACUCGACACCGCCUGGAACACGACAACGUUUUUGCUCACCAAGCAGCCGGAAGAUUUCGUGGAUGGGCAUCGCGUUAAAAUCGUCAUCGUCGGCAGCGGUUAUACCGGCGUGGCCAUCGGAAUCGCAAUCCUCUUCAAGCGGCUCGCCUCCGAGCUGGUGUUCAUAGACGUGAACGAGGAAUUGGCGAAAGCAGAGGCGGAAGACAUCAGCCAUGGCGCUGCAUUCCUCGGCAACCCGAAGAUCAUCGGUACCAAAGAUUACUCGCUGGCCAGAGACGCGACGGUGUGCGUGAUCACGAUCGGUGAUAGAUCGACUAACGAACAAGAUCCGAGCACUUUGUUGGAGCAAAAUUUGAACAUCUUCAAGGACGUUAUACCGAAAGUGUGCAAGUACGCGCCCAACAGUAUACUUUUGAUCGUGACGGCUCCAGUCGACAUACUGUCGUACGCAGCCAUGAAGCUCUCGGGCUUCCCACCGCAUCGCGUGGUGGGACUGGGCACAUUUUUGGACAGCUGUAGGUUUCAAUACUUCAUCGCGCAGAAACUUGGAAUUUCGGCGAGCUCGGUUCAGGCCUCCGUAAUUUGCGAGAACGGACCCACGUCUGUGCCGAUCUGGUCUGCCGUGACGGUGAUGGGGAUCAAGCUGAAGGACAUAAACAAAGACAUCGGUACUAAAGCGGAUCCGGAAUCUUGGGGCGAGCUGCACGCGAAAGUAAUCGAUUGCGACAACGAUCUUAUCUCGAGGAAAGGGUAUCGGUGCUGGGGGAUGGGUAUCUGCGCCGCCGAGGUCGUCGACGCCAUCGUACGAAAUACUUGCAUCUGCGUCACGGUUUCCACCUACUUGAAGGGUUGUCGGCACGGUCUCGAGAAAGACGUUUACAUGUCCCUGCCGUGCAUAGUAGGCAGAAACGGCAUAGAGACGCUUCUUCGUCACCCGUAUACACCGGAGGAGCAAGAACUCACGGAGACGUCGUGUCGAACCAUUUUCGAGACUCAAAAAUCGAUUCUCAAUAGUUUGGAAUAAGUUACUCCUCC